Molecule: messenger RNA, 1260 nt
Organism: Carya illinoinensis
Lineage: Eukaryota; Viridiplantae; Streptophyta; Magnoliopsida; Fagales; Juglandaceae
Product: cationic peroxidase 1-like
Exons: 3
Coding region: 91-1074 (327 amino acids)
Biological process (GO): response to oxidative stress; hydrogen peroxide catabolic process
Molecular function (GO): peroxidase activity; heme binding
Source: RefSeq, a predicted model, not a curated record
CUGUACGAGUUCCUCUAUAUAAACACAUACCCCCCUAGCAUUGCUUUCACAGCAAUUUGAUACAUAGCCUGAGCUAAUUAAUACGCUAGCAUGGCUGCUUUUCAAUCUCAUGUUGUACUGUGUGUAGUUGCAGUACUAUUCUCUCUUGCUGCUAUUUUGAACCCUACGUCUGCAAAACUAAGUUCUUAUACCUUCUAUAACAAAAAAUGCCCUCGGGCAUUGAAAGUCAUCAAAUCAGUUGUCAAGGACGCCAUUGCUAAGGAGCCACGCAUGGGCGCAUCACUACUUCGCCUGCAUUUCCAUGACUGCUUUGUCAAUGGUUGCGAUGGAUCAAUUCUGUUAGACGACACGGCCAACUUUACUGGUGAGAAGACGGCCUUACCAAAUUUCAACUCGGUUAGGGGUUUUGAAGUGGUUGAUCAAAUAAAAGCUGCUGUCAAUGAAAAAUGCGGCAGCAAUGUGGUUUCAUGUGCAGAUAUCUUGGCCGUUGCAGCUCGUGACUCUGUCGAAAUCCUGGGAGGUCGUUUAUUUUCCUACAAAGUACCAUUAGGGAGAAGAGAUGCAAGAACUGCAAGCAGGAAUGACGCAAAUACAAAUCUUCCUCCCCCAGUUUUCAACUUCUCUCAGCUUCUCUCCAACUUCCAAUCUCACGGACUAGACUUGAAAGACCUUGUUACCCUUUCAGGAGGCCACAGCAUUGGAAUUGCUCGGUGCAUCACCUUCCGGGGAAGGCUUUACAAUGAGACAAACAUUAACCCCAGAUUUGCAGCCUCCUUAAAGAAAGGGUGCCCUGUAAGUGGAGGAGAUAACAACAGAACGCCACUCGAUGCAACUACAAAGAGAUUUGACACGGUGUACUUCAAGGCUUUGUUGGAAUCGAAGGGUCUCCUCCAUUCUGAUCAGCAGCUCUUCAAGGGUGAUGGUAGUCAAAGUGACAAACUGGUGAGGCACUACAGUGAAAAUCCACAUCGUUUUGCUGAAGACUUUGGUGCUUCCAUGAUCAAGAUGGGUAAUAUGAAACCUCUCACCGGUGCACAAGGAGAGAUCAGGCUGAAUUGCAGGAAAGUCAACUAGCUAUAAGCACUGUUCCGGCUUCUUGGGGGGGAUCAUAAAGGAAAUGGCAAUUGUGAUUCUACUAUAUUGUACCUUUAAUUUGUGUCUUGGAAAAUAAUAAUGGGACUAACUAUAUUAAAUGUUUCUGUUCAGAAAUUGCCAUAUAUAUAUAUAUAUAUAUAUAUAUCUAUAUGAGCCUUGAUUUUU